AUGGAUCUUCACGAUGCAUAUGUUCUUCUUAACUGGUCGGCCGGAGAGCUGUCCACUCGGUUUCAACGUGUUCCUGGCUCACAGAUUCUUUUACGCUACAUUAAAAGCUCAUACCAAAAUGAUCCUGUUCGUAGUGUUGUUGAGCUUUGUUUGUUUCUCUUCGCAGUUAGGUACCUCCUAGCCCCUCGAUAUUCGACCACUCAGAAGGGGGCUGUUGAGCUCACUGAAGAUGUAAGUAAUAGAGCUCCUUCUCUUUCUAAAAGAUAACGAGAAAUUCCAGGUUGUUGCACGUGAGUUAAUUUGACGUACGAAUAGGAGAUUGACGAACUUGUCGAGGAUUGGACUCCCGAACCACUUGUACCAGGUCUUACUGAGGUUGAGCAAGCUGAGAACGAGAAGCGGCCGGUAAUUGUUGGGUUUGUUUGUUUUCAAUUCCGGAAUAGUCUCAGUGGCUUCUAUUCUAACUAUGCGCCUGCUUGCUAGACCUACCGGUCCCAAGGUUAAACUUUCUAAUGGUCGUACCGUCAAUAAUUUCGCCUCUUAUAAUUUCUUCAACUUUGUUUCCAACGAACUUUUGAAAGACCGUGCUGUCCAAAUUCUUCGCAACUAUGGUGUCGGUGCUUGUGGUCCCCCAAAUUUUUAUGGAACCCAGGAUGUUCACAUGGACACGGAACGAGACAUUGCUAAAUUCCUCGGCAUGCCGGCCUGCAUUAUUUAUGCACAAGCAUUUUCUACAAUCUCUUCUGUCAUUCCCGCCUUUUCCAAACGCGGUGAUAUUAUUGUUGCCGACAAGGCAGUCAACUUUGCGAUUCAGAAGGGACUCCAAAUCUCUCGAAGUACUAUUAGGUGGUACGAGCACAAUGACAUGGAAGACUUGGAGAGGGUGCUUGAACAGGUUAAGAAGGAUAUGGCUAGAAAGCCUUUGACGAGAAGAUUUAUUGUUACAGAGGGGCUUUUUGAGAAUACCGGUGAUAUUGUUGAUCUGCCGGCCAUCGUGAGCUAAUUUCUAUCCUUGUGGUUUCGUGGGGUGGGAUGGUGCUAACCGCUAUAUUCUGGCAUCCUAGGUUGAACUCAAGCAGCGCUACAAGUAUCGUCUAAUCCUCGAUGAAUCUUACUCCUUUGGCGUCCUCGGCCGUACUGGGCGUGGCGUCACCGAACAUCAGAACGUUGACCCUCAGUCCGUGGAGAUGCUCGUUGGCUCACUCGCCCAUGGUAUCUGUUCAGGUGGAGGGUUCUGUGCGGGAAGUCCGGAAGUUGUUGAUCACCAACGUAUUUCCAGCUCCGCUUAUGUAUUUUCUGCCGCUCUUCCAGCUAUGCUUGCUGUUACUACAUCGGAAACUCUCAAGUUACUCGAGGGAAAUCCUCAGGUUUUAACGGCGCUAAGAGAGAACAUUAGAGCCUUCAGAGCUCAGAUGGAUAGGUGCGAGUAUGUCGAGUGCACUAGUGCUUUGGACAAUCCAGUCUGCAUAUUUAUCCUUAAGCGAGAUGGCCUUGAGGGAAGGAUAUUUGAUAGUGAAGAAAAGGUGUUGAUGGACAUUGUUGAUGAGGUUCGUUUUUCUUGCGAUCAAAAUUAACCCUGGCCCUUCACUGUUUCAUUGGACUUAUAAGACAUUCCACAGGCCCUCGCGAAUGGUGUCAUGGCCUCACGUGUCAAGCACAUCCAUGAAACGCAAGGUACUAAGCCUUUCGGUUGGCAGUGUGUACCAUCCUUCAAAGCUUGUAUAACCAUCGGCCAUACCAAGAAGGAAGUUGAGAAAGCUGGAAGUGUGACUAGACAAGCUGUUGGGAAAGUGAUGGCACGGUUGAAGAAGUAGUAGCGGUACAGCUGACUGUUCAAUUAAUGCUUGUGAAGCGACAUUUCCGGUUCAUCUGUUUUCUCUCCAACUAUUUCCUACAGCUUGUGUAUUCUUGCACAAAGGGGCAUCGAUAGCGGAGUUCCUUCUUCCUUUUGGCUUGCUAAGGUGAACGUAUCUGGAGUUAGGAUAGGGGCUGUUGUGGGAAAUUUUCUGUAAUCUGUGAUAAACUAUGGGUGGACAAAUGUUGUUGUGCACUUCUGGCGGUUGGUACUUGUAGAUAGUUCAGUAAUUAGAAUAAUUGAUAUGGUCGUAGGAUUG
Molecule: messenger RNA, 2114 nt
Organism: Tuber aestivum (summer truffle)
Lineage: Eukaryota; Fungi; Ascomycota; Pezizomycetes; Pezizales; Tuberaceae
Source: the annotation of a GenBank genome assembly